Molecule: messenger RNA, 3243 nt
Organism: Brassica oleracea var. oleracea
Lineage: Eukaryota; Viridiplantae; Streptophyta; Magnoliopsida; Brassicales; Brassicaceae
Exons: 3
Coding region: 1-3243 (1080 amino acids)
Molecular function (GO): nucleic acid binding; zinc ion binding
Source: RefSeq, a predicted model, not a curated record
AUGCACGCUUCAACGCAAUCAUCCAUACAACAACAAAGUGAUGCGUUGACAACGGCAAUAGGUGCUCUAACUACUCGUUUAGACGCCUUAACAACCGCCUUAAUAACUCGCUUGGCACCGCUUGACCAGCCGGUCGACAAUGCUCCAUUACGACCUAUACAACAACAACAACUCCCGCCUAUUCAUCAUCCUCCUCGUCAACACCAACAACGGUUUCCACACCAGUUUCCGCCUGGGGAUGUUCGACCUCGCAACAUCUUCGACGAAGAAGAAGAAGACCAUAGAUGCGUUUUUAGAGAGGAUCUUCGUCAACAUGAAAACUUCAACAGUCGCUGGGAAAACAGUUUCAAGGUUGACAUUCCUGAAUUUCAUGGAGGUCUCAAAGGCGAUGAUCUCAAUGACUGGUUAGUCUCCGUGGAAGAAAUUCUCGAUUUUAAACAAGUACCUCCCACACAGCGAGUCCCUCUCGUCGCAAUGCGUUUUCGGGGACAUGCGGCGACAUGGUGGAAACAACUCAAAACAACUCGUUCCCGAACUGGAAAAAAUCCUAUCCAGUCAUGGGACAAGUUACUUAAACAUCUGAGACAAACCUUCUUGCCUCAUAAUUACGAACGCGCUAUGUACACCAGACUACAAAAUCUGCGACAAGGAUCUUGUACGGUCGUUGAAUACGCAGAGGAGUUUGCACUACUCCUCACUCGUAAUGAGAUUAAUGACAGCCAAAUUCAACUGGUAUCACGUUUUAUUGGAGGUCUCCGAUCUCAAUUACAGACAGCAAUGGCUCAGUUCGAUCCUUCAACGAUCAGCGAAGCACAGCAACGUGCAGCGUCUCUUGAACAGCAAUCACGAUCGUCUAACUGGAAUUCUUCCUCUACACGUUCGCGAUCUCAGGACCAAACAGUAAGCACCAAUCCGGCUACAACAAUUAAAGAAGCUGGUGAUGCUUCCCCUUCUGUCACAAAACCUGCGACACAAGAUGAGCAACAACUACGCCGUUCAACACGACCAAACGCUUUGCGUUGCUACUCUUGCGGUGAACAAGGACACAGACAGACAGCGUGUCCUCAUGCUACACGCCGAGGACUAGUCAUCAAUGAACCAGUAGAUGAACUCGACGUCUACGACUCUCAGGAAGAAGAUGAUGGCGAGAACGACACCUUAGUCCACCAAACAGCGGGCGAUAGUGGUCAUCUUCUACUUCUUCAUCGUUCUUGUCUUGCACCACGACAACAAGAUGACAAAUGGUUACGUACAAGCAUCUUCCGCUCGACUUGUACCAUCCAAGACCGCAUAUGUAGCUUUAUAAUAGAUUCAGGAAGCUGUCGCAAUGUAAUCUCGGAAGACGCAGUAAAGAAGUUGGGCAUUACCGCAAAACCCCACCCGGCCCCGUAUUCCUUGGGAUGGUUAUCAGAGGGUGUGAACUUACGUAUCACACAGCGUGCCCUUGUGUCUUUUUCAGUGGGACCAAUAUAUAAAGAUCGUCUUUACUUUGAUGUUGCACCAAUGGACAUUAGUCACCUCAUACUGGGAAGACCAUGGGAGUAUGAUCGCCGAGUGACGCAUGAGGGAGUUACAAAUACUUAUAGCUUCACAUGGAAUGCACAACAGAUCGUACUUUUGCCAUCUCGCGAGCCUCCCACUCCUGCGUCGCCUGCUCCUCCAGCCAAGCAGGCAACGUCCCCCACACCACAGCAACGCUCUACCACGAUGUUGUGUUCAUACUCCACUUUCAUCUCAGAGUUGAGAUUAAAGGAUCACGCCUUCGCCAUCAUACCAGUGACACAAGAAACCGCCCCCACGGCAGCUUCGUCUCCAUCAAACAUGUCCUUGUCAGCGGUUUUAAACGACUUUCCCGACGUCUUUCCCGCAAACUUACCGAAAGGUCUGCCCCCUCUACGAGAUAUACAACAUCAGAUCGAUCUCGUUCCCGGCGCAAUUCUUCCCAAUAGACCACAUUACCGUAUGAGCCCGAGCGAGCAUGAGGAACUGCGUCGCCAAGUCGAAGAUCUGCUCCGCAAGGGACACAUUAAAGAAAGUCUAAGUCCAUGUGCAGUCCCAGCUCUUUUGAUUCCUAAAAAAGACGAUUGGAUCAGCAAAUUCUUUUCCAAAAUCGACCUCAAGAGCGGUUAUCAUCAGAUUCGAAUUCGUCCCGGUGAUGAAUGGAAGACCGCUUUUAAAACUCGUGAAGGUCUUUUUGAAUGGUUAGUUAUGCCUUUUGGCUUGUCUAAUGCUCCUAGUACCUUUAUGAGGAUUAUGAACCAAGCUCUCCGCGAAUUCAUCGGCCGCUUUGUUGUCGUCUACUUUGACGACAUACUCAUCUUUAGCCCUUCGAUCAGCGAACAUAAGGACCAUUUGCGUCAAGUCCUUACCGUUCUACGUCGAGAGAAGCUUUUCGCAGCAACACAAAAGUGUGAGUUUGGCGUGUCGCAAGUCCUUUUCUUAGGAUAUAUAGUCUCGGAUAAAGGACUCUCGGUGGAUAUGUCUAAAAUUGACGCUGUCCAGUCGUGGCCUAUACCAAAAUCAAUUUCUGACGUACGAAGCUUUCAUGGUCUUGCCUCGUUCUAUAGACGCUUCGUCGAGCAUUUCAGUACUAUAAUGGCGCCAAUUACGUCUUGCAUGAAAGAGGGACGAUUUACUUGGACGCAAGAGGCAUUCGUGGCUUUCACCUUAAUAAAGGAAAAGUUGACUUCAGCUCCAAUUCUUGUCCUUCCCGACUUCUCUGCUACCUUCGAACUACAUUGUGAUGCAUCAAAACUUGGAAUCGGUGCAGUCCUCAGUCAGCGUGGGCGUCCGGUGGCCUAUUUUAGUGAGAAGUUGGCCGGUGCUCGCAGCCGCUAUAGCACAUACGAUGUCGAGUUUUAUGCCAUUGUUCAAGCUAUUAAACAUUGGCGUCACUAUCUCGAACUACACCAGACAGCUCAACAAAAUGUAACACAGGCAGCUUCCAAAUACAAAUUGGCGGCAGAUUCAAAACGACGAGAAGUUCUAUUCGCACCAGGAGACCAGGUUUGGGUGUAUCUUACAAAAGAGCGCCUUCCUUUGCGCGAAUAUAACAAACUUAAGUCCAAGAAGAUCGGACCAGUGGAGGUUGUCGAAUGCAUAAAUCCAAAUGUGUACCGCGUCAAGCUCCCUUCGGAUUUGCGCACUUCGGAUGUCUUCAAUGUUAAACACCUUUCUCAUUUUCAUGGCGAUAAUGACGUUCCAGAUUCGUGGACGAAUCCUCCGCCACCCGGGGGAACCUGA